Myotis daubentonii (Daubenton's bat) is the source of this 2821-nucleotide messenger RNA. RefSeq names its product amine oxidase [copper-containing] 3-like. Gene Ontology annotation, molecular function: copper ion binding; quinone binding; primary methylamine oxidase activity. The record is from RefSeq and is a predicted model, not a curated record. Gene Ontology annotation, biological process: response to antibiotic; amine metabolic process. Gene Ontology annotation, cellular component: Golgi apparatus; plasma membrane; early endosome. Lineage: Eukaryota; Metazoa; Chordata; Mammalia; Chiroptera; Vespertilionidae.
GGGGGCACAGAGAGUGACAGAGUGACGAGGAAGAAUCUAGAGGGCACCAUGGACUAAUGACAGGAAUGAAGGAACCUGGCUGGAGAGGUGUGGGCAGAUGUUUCGCUGAUCGCCUUGUAGCCUGGAGAAAGGUUCCAUCCGGAGGGCGGAGGAAGAGCCCAAGAACAGUCCCUUUCUGCCCCAUCACUUCCUCUUCCCUCCCUCCAGCUGUGUUAUCUCCCAAACCAACCCCUCCCCCACUUUGUUCCCCAACCCUGACCCUGAGUAUUUGAUUUGGAACAGAGGGCAGAGGCUUAUGUGGGCCACGGAAAGUCCAGGUUCCUACCACAGCCCCACCUCCCAAGCCUGGCCUGACCCCUGGCUCCCUCCAGCGUCAGCUCCACCCCCACCCAACCCUCUGCCCUUGGCUGAUUCUCUUCAAUGUACCCAUCAGGCCUCUUGUCCAGCAGCACCAGCCAGAGACCAGGAACCUCCAGAGACUAAAAGAGGUGCUGAUCCUGUACCCAGGUCUUGUUUAUCUUUCUAUUUCCCAUUAUUCAUUCCAAUUCAAGAGCCUGAAGACAGCCCAGGAGGUUUAGAUAUGGCUUUCUUCCUUAUUUUGCCCCUUUGUAGUGUUUUGGUGAUAGGCAUGGGUGAAGGUGGAGCUGGGAGUGAGGAAGCAUUUGAGAGGAGAUGUAAACCUGGACAGCUUCCCCGCUGCCCCUCCAUAUCUCCCAGUGCCCAGCACUGGACACAGCCUGGCCAGAGCCAGCUGUUUGCAGACCUGAGCCAAGAGGAGCUGACGGCUGUGAUGAGCUUUCUGACCCAGCAGCUGGGGCCAGGCCUGGUGGAUGCAGCCCAGGCCCUCCCAUCAGACAACUGCAUCUUCUCGGUGGAGCUGCAGCUGCCCCCCAAGGCUGCAGCCCUGGCACACCUGGACAGGGGGAGCCCCCCGCCCGCCUGGGAGGCACUGGCCAUCGUCUUCUUUGGUGGACAACCCCAGCCCAACGUGAGUGAGCUGGUGGUGGGACCACUGCCCCACCCCUCCUACAUGCGGGAUGUGACUGUGGAGCGUCAUGGCGGUCCCCUGCCCUAUUACCGACGCCCUGAGCUCAUCCGAGAGUACCUGGACAUAGACCAGAUGAUCUUUGACAGAGAGCUGCCCCAGGCUGCUGGUCUCCUCCACCACUGCUGCUUCUACAAGCGCCAAGGAAGGAACCUAGUCACGAUGACCACAGCCCCCCGGGGCUUGCAAUCAGGGGACCGGGCCACCUGGUUUGGCCUCUACUACAACAUCUCAGGGGCUGGGGUUUACCUGCACCCCGUGGGGUUGGAGCUGCUGGUAGACCACAAGGCUCUGGACCCUGCCCGCUGGACCAUCCAGAAGGUAUUCUUUCAAGGCCGCUACUAUAAGAGUCUGGCUCAGCUGGAGGACCAGUUUGAGGCCGGCCUGGUGAAUGUGGUGCAGAUCCCAGACAAUGGCACAGGUGGGUCCUGGUCCCUGAAGUCCCAGGUGCCCCCGGGUCCGGCUCCCCCUCUGCAGUUCCAUCCCGAGGGCCCCCGCUUCAGUGUCCAGGGGAGUCGAGUGGCCUCCUCAUUGUGGACUUUCUCUUUUGGUCUUGGAGCAUUCAGUCCCAGGAUCUUUGACCUCCGCUUCCAAGGGGAGAGAGUGGCCUAUGAAGUCAGCGUCCAAGAGGCCUUGACCGUCUAUGGUGGCAAUUCACCGUCUGCUCUGCGAAGCCGGUACACAGAUGGUGGCUUUGGCUUGGGCCACUUCUCUUCACCUCUGACCCGUGGGGUCGACUGCCCCUACCUGGCCACCUACGUGGACUGGCACUUCCUUCUGGAGUCCCAAGCCCCCAAGACGAUACGAGAUGCCUUUUGUGUGUUUGAACAGAACCAAGGCCUACCCCUGAGGCGACACCACUCAGAUAUCCACUCCCACUACUUUGGGGGCCUUGCAGAGACAGUGCUGGUCGUCAGGUCUGUGUCCACCUUGCUCAACUACGACUAUGUGUGGGACAUGGUCUUCCACCCCAACGGGGCCAUCGAAGUCAAAGUGCAUGCCACGGGCUACAUCAGCUCAACGUUCCUCUUUGGUGCUGCCCGAAGUUAUGGGAACCAGGUUGGGGAGCACAUGCUGGGCACCGCCCACACCCACAGUGCCCACUUCAAGGUGGAUCUGGAUGUAGGAGGACUGGAGAACUGGGUCUGGGCUGAGGACAUGGUCUUCGUCCCCAUGGCUGUCCCCUGGAGCCCUGAGCACCAGAUGCAGAGGCUGCAGGUGACCCGGAAGCUGCUAGAGAUAGAGGAGCAGGCCACCUCCCCUUGCUACCUGUACCUGGCCAGCAACCACAGCAACAAGUGGGGUCACCCUCGGGGCUACCGCAUCCAGGUGCUCAGUUUUGCUGGACAGCCGCUGCCCCAGAACAGCUCCAUGGAGAGAGCCUUCAGCUGGGGGAGGUGAGUGGCCGGGUGUCAGAGGGAAGCUGGGGGAGAUGGACUGUAAGAAGGGCCCCAUGUUGCUGGGAACGCAGGUUCUCCCACCUCCUGUGGGUGUACAUGCACACUCAUGCACACACACACACACACAAGCCUAUGGCCACAAUCUUGAUCCAUGUAAAAUGAGGCCUAGUGCCCUGGCGAUAGCUCAGUGGUUAGAGCGUAGGCCCCACACACUAAAGGGUCUCAGGUUUGAUUCCAGAUCAAGGGUGUGUACCUGGGUUGCAGGUUUGAUCCCCAACCCUGGUAGGGACACAUGUGGGAGGCAAACAAUCGGUAUGUCUCUCUCACAUGGAUGUUUCUCUCUCCUUCUCUUCCUCCCUUCCACUCUCUCUCUAAA